UUUUAGUUAGCCAGAAUUAUUCAACGGAAUAUUAAAAUUCAACAACAAACUGUGCUGAGGGUUCUAUAUUCUACGGAAUAUUACUCAAAGACGAGGAAAUUUUUGAGCUGUGCGGUUGGUGUGCGCGGAACGUCGUCGUGAAUAAAAAAGGCGAAAAAACCGCUGCUCUCGAAAAAUAAUUUACAAGUACGAACGAUUUUCAUCUGGACUGCAGAAAUAGUUAACAAAAUUAAUUGUCAUUUUUGCGCGAUCAUAUGCGUGUUUUUUGUUGGUUUCAGCACGGGAUUAGAUAGAGCAAGAGCAAGAGAGAGGCAAAACAAAAAAAAAACAAUUACACAUUAAUUCGUCGGAGUGGAACCGUUUGUUAUACAUAUAUCCGAAUCGGAAAUCGGUAUCGGAGUGCUGUGCUGCAAGUGAAGUAACGUUUUCUAUAAACGAUUUCCGUGGCGAUGUCCACCGCCGUCGAAACGGGGUCGUCGCCAGCCAAAAGCAACAACAAUGGCAACAGCAGCGGAGGCGGCGGCGGCGGCGGCAAUGGUAAUCCCAGUACCAAUCCGAAAGGUGUUCAGCGCCGUCAAUUGCGCGAGCGCAAGCAGCGGAAGCUCUACCUCGACGAAUGGUCGUUGGGCGAUGACGAUGGUGAGGGGGCGCGCGGUUUCAGUGUUGCCGAGAAGCUCGAAUCUUCAAAGUUUGCGCAGUCAGGGAUGGUGCGGGAGAUGCGCGGCUGCGAUUUAACCGUCGCAUUCCUGCAGCAACAUGGCUUCAACAUACCCUUACUCUUUAGAGAAAAGAACGGGUUGGGUCUCCGCAUGCCCGAUCCGCAAGAGUUUACCGUGGGCGAUGUGCGGCUGUGCGUGGGAUCGCGUCGUCUGCUGGACGUGAUGGAUGUGAACACACAGAAGAACCUCCAGAUGACGAUGAAGGAGUGGCAGCAGUACUACGAGUGCCCGCAAAAGGAUCGAUUGCUGAACGUGAUCUCGCUGGAGUUCUCGCACACGCGACUGGAUCGCUUUGUGCAGAGCCCAGAGAUUGUGCGCCAGAUCGACUGGGUGGAUGUAGUAUGGCCCAAACAGCUGAAGGAUGCCCAGAAGGAGGGCACCAAUCUGCUCGGCGGCAUGAUGUACCCCAAGGUGCAGAAGUACUGCCUGAUGUCGGUGAAGAACUGCUACACUGACUUUCACAUUGACUUUGGCGGCACCUCCGUCUGGUAUCACAUCCUCAAGGGCAGCAAGGUCUUCUGGCUGAUACCGCCCACCGAUCGCAACCUGCAGCUCUACGAGAAGUGGGUGCUGUCCGGCAAGCAGGCGGACAUCUUCUUCGGCGACACCGUGGAGAAGUGCGCCCGCGUCUAUCUGACGGCCGGGAACACCUUCUUCAUACCCACCGGCUGGAUCCAUGCCGUCUACACACCCACCCAGUCGCUGGUCUUUGGGGGCAACUUCCUGCACUCGUUCGGUAUCGUGAAGCAGCUGAGGACGGCCACCGUCGAGGACAUUACAAAGGUGCCGCAGAAGUUUCGCUACCCCUUCUUCACCGAAAUGCUCUGGUAUGUCCUCGCUCGCUAUGUCUACACGCUGCUCGGCCACUCGCACCUCGAGGGGGAGCCCUCGGCCAGCGAGGCAGAGAUGGCCGCUCGCCCGCACAUCCAUCUCACGCACUACGAGCUGUUCGGGCUCAAGGAGAUCGUCAUGUAUCUGUACGAUCUGCCGCCGCAGAAGAAGAAUGUGCCCAGUCUUGUGCUGGAUCCCGUGGCCCUCAUCAAGGAUGUGCGCACACUGGUGGAGCGGCACUGCAAGGACCAGCAGGAUCAGGCCGUCACGGGCAUGUCCGUACUGAGAACGGCCUCCGAGGAGCAGGCAGGUUUUCACCUGUACGACCGCACAAGGGUCAAGCAGGAGAUCAAACAGGAGAUUGUCCGAAAAAAUGCCGAGGUAAUCCGCGAACAGCAGCAGCUCGAGGCGGGCAGGGAUGGCGCAGUGGCUGCCUCCGGUGCCGUUGUGGCUGGCAUUGAGUACAGCAACGGAGUCCUGAAAAAGGAGCAACUGGAGAAUGGCGCAGGAGCCACUGGCCAGGGCGGACCAGCACAACCAGCAGAGGCCACCUUUGUCCUGCCCACGGAUACACUAAAGUACCGCCCGCCCAAGAAAAUGCAUCUGGCAAAUGCAGUGGCAGCGGCAGCGACCAGCACCAGCACCACCGGUGGAUCAGGAGGAGGACCAUCCGUUGGAGGAACUGCAGCAAACAGCAACAGUCUACCCACUGGGGGUGGGGGAGGUGCAGUCACAGGCAAUGCCAUCAGUGUGAUUGCCACGUGCUCCAAUUAUAAUAAUUUGAGCAGCAGUGAGGCGGCAUCCCUGGACAACAACUGUGCCUCGCCCGGGGAUGGUGCCAAGCUAUCGCCCCAUCUGACGGGCACCGGCCAGCCGAGGCGACGCCGCACGCGCUGCAAGAACUGUGCCGCCUGUCAGCGCUCCGAUUGCGGCACCUGCCCCUUCUGCAUGGACAUGGUCAAGUUCGGUGGACCGGGACGGGCCAAGCAGACGUGCAUGAUGCGCCAGUGCCUGUCGCCCAUGCUUCCAGUGACCGCGCAGUGUGUCUACUGUCAUUUGGAUGGAUGGCGCCAGACCCCCGUGUCGCCGCAGACCAAGCAACUGGCCACCGUGGACGGUCCCUCAGCUCUGAUGGAGUGCUCCGUUUGCUACGAGAUAGCCCAUCCCGAUUGUGCGUUGUCGCAGCUAGACGGCACCGAGGACGCAGCCGAUGCUAAGGGCAUAGUCAACGAGGAUCUGCCCAAUAGCUGGGAGUGUCCCAGCUGCUGUCGAUCCGGCAAGAACUACGACUACAAGCCGCGGCAUUUCCGGGCUCGUCUGAAAUCCUCCGAGGUGCGUCGCGUCUCCGUUUCCCAUGGCCCUGGCGGCGAAGCAACAGGCCAUGAGGGCACGAGCAGCUUGCUGCCGCCACCCGUCGGACAGUACACGGACUUCGUGUUCACCAGCGAAUCGGAGAUGGAGUCUGGAUCGGCGGGUGGCCACGUGACCCACUGGAAGCAUGGCAUGAAGCGGCACCAUCAGCUGGAGGUGAAGACCGAUCGGAACAACAGCUGCGACACUCCCUCCCCGGGGAUAUCACCGAAUGCGGUGGGGGGGGACAAGGUGAAGCGGCGCAAGAGCGACGAUGGGACGAGCGUGAGCAGCAGUAUGCAAGAGAGCAACGAUGCCCCAUGCAAUUCAUCCAUUGAUGGUGCAGCGGCAGGCGGAGGAGGAGGAGUGGCGACAGCUAGUGGCGGGGGCAGUGGUGGCAAUCAGUGGAGUGGCGGCAGUGGCGGCGGAGGCGGAGGUGGCUCUCGUAAGAAGAACUCGAUACGGUCACAGUUGGCCCAGCAGAUGCUCAACAACUCGAAUCGAGUGCUCAAGAAGCCGCAGUAUGUGGUACGGCCGGCAGCAUCCAGCAGUUCGUCCGGGAACAAUGCCAGCGGCGGAGGAGGCGGCAGCAAUGGCAUUAGCAAUGGAACAGGCCAAAGCGGCGGGGGAGGCGUCGGCUCUGGCGGGGAGCGCGGUGCCAAUGGCAGCGGCACGAGCGGCUCCAAUGGCAUCAACAGUCUGCAUCAUAGCAGCUCCCUGGCCCUGGACGCCACCGUGCUGAAGAUCAUCUUCAGGUAUCUGCCGCCCGAAACUCUAGUCACCUGCUGCUCGGUGUGCAAGGUGUGGUCGACGGCUGCCGUCGAUCCCGAUCUCUGGAAGAGCAUGAACUGCUCGGCGCACAAGAUGUCCGCGUCCCUGCUGACGGCCAUUGUGCGGAGGCAGCCGGAACACCUCAUCCUUGACUGGACGCAGAUAGCCAAGCGGCAGCUGGCAUGGCUGGUGGCCCGCCUCCCAGCUCUCAAGAAUCUCUCGCUGCAGAACUGUCCCAUCCAGGCAGUGCUGGCCCUCCACACCUGCCUAUGUCCGCCCCUCCAGACGCUCGACCUGAGCUUUGUGCGGGGUCUGAACGAUGCCGCCGUCCGGGACAUACUCUCCCCGCCCAAGGACUCGCGGCCCGGCCUAAGUGACUCGAAGACGAGACUGCGUGAUCUCAAGAUCCUCAAGCUGGCCGGCACAGACAUCUCAGACGUGGCCGUGCGCUACAUCACGCAGUCGCUGCCAUAUCUCAAGCACCUGGAUCUCUCCUCCUGCCAGCGCAUCACCGACGCCGGCGUGGCCCAGAUAGGCACCUCCAACACGGCCAUUGCUCGCCUGUCGGAGCUCAAUCUGAGCGCCUGCCGCCUCGUCUCCGAAAACGCGCUGGAACAUCUGUCCAAGUGCGAGAGCCUCAUCUGGCUGGAUUUGCGACAUGUGCCCCAGGUGAGCACACAGUCGGUGAUACGUUUUGCGAGCAACUCCAAGCACGAUCUGUGUGUGAAGGAUGUGAAGCUGGUGGAGAGCAGGCGGCUCUCGACCUCUGUGCGGUCUGUGUCCCUCGGCAGCAGUUGGCAUGACUAAAAGGACUCGCAGGGACAGGAAAUAUAGAAACAUAGGAAUAAGACAGCCCAAAAAACCUACAAUUUAAUGUUAUACAUUAGAUAUAUAUACAUAUAUACACAUUAGACCCUGCACUAGAUUCCCACUUCCCGAUCCUCACCUUCCACACUCCCGACACGCCACAAAAGGGAAUGCCAAAGAGAGCCGCGAGCGUGCCCUUUUGCAUAAUGUAUUUAUUAUAUAGAUACUACGAUAUAUGUAUGUACCCGAAUAUGUGCAAGCUAGUCAGCAGGUUCCGGGGGAUCAGAGUUCUCUCGUACGUUUGCUUACAGCCUCUUCUCCUUUACACUCUCGUUUCCUAUAUACGUAUUCCGUAUGUAUUCCCAACGAUCAGUAGACCAAUCAAUCCUCCUCUCAGUUUCCGAUCGAACGCACACCCACACACAACUCACAGUUUUGACAUAGCGUAGUGAUUAAUAUUAGCAUUCCCCCAUGACGGUAAAUACAUUUAAUCAGUGUCAUAUAAUUAAGGCAUGUCUAGAACUAGAUCUAGAUCUAGAGCAAGCAAGAGAACAGCACACACGGCUUUGUCUAGCUUAGAAAGUAGAGAUAGGGAGAUGGAGAGAGAGGGGAGGGGGUCCUACUACGUUUCAGAACUACACAUAAAGAUGGGGUCCAUCCUACAUGGAAUAUAAAUGUUUCUAUCUGAUUGGCUGUCCACACCCGAAUUAUCAUCGAAGGCCCUGCUGUGGAGGCACUGCUUAAGAGUGAAAUCAAUUGAUUUAGUCCCGUUCUCCAUAUACGUACAUAUACGUAUAUCUGCCUUAUUCACGUUGAUGUCAACCGAUUCCAAACGAUUUGUCGUAUUUUCGCGUCCCUCUUUUCAAGCGCUAAUAUCGCACAUAGUGGAUAAGUCCUUUCUGCCCUGCCAAUGAUACCCAAAUCCCAAUCCGCCUCCCCGUAGCAGUUAAAUUAGUGAUAAAACUGUGGCUAAAAAAACACACACACAUACUUAUCUUUAAAGUUUUACAGCAUUAUAUUAAAAAUAUAGAAUAAUGUUUCAAGAA
This is a messenger RNA of Drosophila pseudoobscura, 5524 nucleotides long. RefSeq names its product Lysine demethylase 2 (gene Kdm2). Lineage: Eukaryota; Metazoa; Arthropoda; Insecta; Diptera; Drosophilidae. Gene Ontology annotation, biological process: regulation of transcription by RNA polymerase II; protein demethylation. The coding region runs from base 450 to 4478 and encodes 1342 amino acids. Gene Ontology annotation, molecular function: histone demethylase activity; transcription coregulator activity; DNA binding. The record is from RefSeq and is a predicted model, not a curated record. The transcript is spliced from 6 exons.